AUGAGUUUUGAUAAAGAAAAAGGGCUACCACCUCCUCCACCUGUCGUUCCACCAAACAUUGUACCAGAACUGGAGCCUAUCAAAAAGAACACUCUUCUUCCAAUGGCCCGAAAAGGCAGCGGGACCAAAGGAGUAAGGACACCUCUUCUUACCAAUCACUUCAGAGUCAACUUCAACAACUCAAACGGCCACUUCUUUCAUUACAGUGUUGCGAUUACAUAUGAAGAUGGACGUCCAGUGGAGGCUAAAGGAAUCGGCAGAAAGAUUCUUGAAAAAGUCCAAGAAACUUAUCGAACAGAUUUAGGAUCCAAAUACUUUGCUUAUGAUGGUGAGAAGACUCUGUUCACUGUUGGUCCUCUUCCUAGCAACAAACUAGACUUCUCUGUCGUUCUUGAAGACAUACCUUCUAGCAGAAAUAGAGAUGGUAGCCCGAAUGAAUCAAAUGAAACAGACAGGAAAAGAUUGAGACGACCACAUCAAUCUAAAAAGUUCAUGGUUGAGAUAAGCUAUGCUGCAAGAAUCCCCAUGCAAGCUAUUGCAAGCGCUCUUCAAGGAAAGGAAACUGAUUAUCUUCAAGAUGCUAUAAGAGUGCUUGAUGUUAUUCUGCGCCAGAGUGCAGCUAGGCAGGGAUGCCUACUUGUUCGCCAAUCAUUUUUUCACAACGACGUCCAGAACUUUGUUCACAUCGGUGGAGGUGUCACUGGUGUCAGAGGCUUCCACUCAAGCUUCAGAACUACUCAGGGAGGCUUGUCCUUGAAUAUAGACACUUCAACCACGAUGGUAGUACAACCAGGUCUUGUUGUUGAUUUCCUUCUUGCAAAUCAGAAUGUGAAACACCCAAAGUAUCUUGACUGGGAUAAGGCUAGACGUGCUCUCAAGAAUCUUAGAGUUAAGGUUAUCCCUUCAAAUAGAGAAUACAAGAUAACUGGACUGAGUGAAGAGCGCUGCAAAGAUCAAAUGUUUACUAGGAAGUCUAAAAAGGAGAAUGGGGAAGUUGAGGAAGUUCAGACAACAGUGUACAAGUACUUCACCGAGUUUCGCGGUCUCGAACUGAAAUAUUCAGGUGACUUUCCUUGCAUCAAUGUUGGUAAGCCAAAGCGUCCAACUUACUUCCCCAUUGAGCUCUGUGAACUUGUGAGUCUACAGCGUUACACAAAAACGCUUAGUAAUCUUCAGAGGGCUUCCCUUGUAGAAAAGUCUAGGCAGAGGCCAGCUGAAAGAAUGGCUUCACUAACCAAUGGUCUUAAGAAGAGCAACUAUAAUGCUGACCUUAUGUUGCAAGAAAGUGGUGUCAGCAUUGGCUCUAACUUCACCCAAGUAGAUGGCCGUGUAUUACCAGCACCAUUGCUGAGAGUGGGCAAUGGACAGGAGUUUCAACCUAGCAAAGGGCGUUGGAACUUUAAUCAUAAGAAACUUGUUGAGCCAGCCACGGUUACAGAAUGGGCUAUUGUGAACUUCUCUGCUCAAUGUGAUACGAAUAGGCUUGUUUCUGACUUGAUUAGAUGUGGAAAAAUGAAAGGAAUUAAUGUGAAACCUCCAUACGAUGUCUUUCAAGAAAAUUCUCGGUUUAGGGAUGCACCAGCUCAUAUUAGAGUAGAAAAGAUGUUCGAGCAGCUGCAAUAUGAACUCAAAGAAAAAAGGAAAAUUACAAAGAAGCCUAUGUUCCUUCUUUGCAUUCUCGCAGAAAGGAAAAACUCUCUUGUUUAUGCUACUCCUAAAAUAAAUGAUCAGUAUAUCACUAAUGUUCUCCUCAAGAUAAAUGCCAAGCUUGGCGGGCUAAAUUCCAUGUUAGCUAUGGAGCGAUCACGAGCAAUGAUGCCUUUAGUAACACAAGUUCCUACCUUCAUUAUUGGAAUGGAUGUGUCUCAUGGUUCUCCUGGAUCUGAUGUACCAUCAAUUGCUGCGGUUGUGGGGUCCAGAGAAUGGCCACUCAUCUCAAAAUAUAGGGCAUGCGUGCGCACACAAUCUCGGAAAGUGGAAAUGAUUGAUAAUCUCUUCAAACCUGUCACUAACGAAAAGGGAAAACUCGUGGAUGAGGGAAUAUUCUGGGAGCUCUUGAGGGAGUUUUACUCAAGCUCGGGGAGUAGGAAACCUGAGCACAUUAUCAUUUUCAGGGAUGGUGUGAGUGAGUCUCAGUUCAGUCAAGUUCUCAACUUUGAAUUGGAUCAGAUGAAGCAGGCAUGGAAGUUUGCUGAGGAAAAUUGGCAACCAAAGUUCACAGUGAUCAUUGCACAGAAGAACCACCACACCAAGUUCUUCCAGGCUGAUUUGCAGGCUCAUGGCCCUGACAAUGUUCUUCCAGGAACAAUAAUUGACAGCAAGAUCUGUCACCCACGCAACAAUGACUUCUAUCUCUGUGCCCAUGCUGGAUUGAUUGGAACUACAAGGCCAACGCAUUACCAUGUGCUCUAUGAUGAGAUUGGAUUUUCGACAGAUGACCUUCAAGAACUUGUGCACUCUCUAUCCUAUGUCUACCAGAGGAGCACCACUGCCAUCUCAGUCGGCGAAUUCUCAUAUCUUUUCAACGUUACUACUGCUGUUUUUUUUUCAUUAAUUCUGAUUAUGUUUAAUAAUCUCUUAAUGCAUGAUGGUUACACUAUGUGCAAUUAUCUCAAGUACCAUUUGGUUUGAUCGCAGUUGCACCUGUUUGUUAUGCUCAUUUGGCGGCUGCACAGAUGGGAACCGUGAUGAAGUUUGAGGACAUGUCUUUGUCUGAGACAUUAUCGAGCCAUGGAGAGAUCACGAUACCUGGAGCAGUCCCUGUGCCACCAAUGCCAAAGUUGCACGAGGAUGUUGCAAGCUCCAUGUUCUUCUGCUGAAGGAGAAACGUCCAGCCACAAUGCAUUUUUCCUAAUUUGCCUAAUUACCA
Messenger RNA from Eruca vesicaria subsp. sativa (arugula), 2869 nucleotides. NCBI's taxonomy places the organism in Eukaryota, Viridiplantae, Streptophyta, Magnoliopsida, Brassicales, Brassicaceae. The record is from the annotation of a GenBank genome assembly.